Chrysoperla carnea is the source of this 564-nucleotide messenger RNA. Its product is annotated as proline-rich receptor-like protein kinase PERK2. The transcript is spliced from 3 exons. The coding region runs from base 1 to 564 and encodes 187 amino acids. NCBI's taxonomy places the organism in Eukaryota, Metazoa, Arthropoda, Insecta, Neuroptera, Chrysopidae. The record is from RefSeq and is a predicted model, not a curated record.
AUGUUCACAAUUUGGUACACGGCAUUUGCAUGGAACGAAUAUCGGGAUACAAUUAUCAGACGCUUACAACAAUAUCGAGGUAUUGCACCAACGAAUACUCAAACGACUGCACCAAACGUGCCAGAAACACCAAAAGUACCAGAAACUAAAUCAACUGGUCCACCCCCAGUAACACCCACACCUAAACCAAUUACGACACCUCCGGUACCUUCAAAACCACAACCAAUCCCACAAACACCUCCUACACGUCCCAUAAAACAGUUAUCACCGUCUCCACCUCCUCCACCCAAAAAGAAACCGUCUCCAUUUGGUUUUGAAAAGAAAUUUAGUUCAGAAUCGUCAGAAAGUGAUUCAAGUCCUAGUCCUAAUUUACGGGGUAAAAAUGAUGCAUUUAAUAUGAAAAAAUCUUCCCCUAAGUUUAAGAAUUCAGAUGUCGUUGAUUUUCUAUCGAAAGAAAUUGACGCAUCGUUUCCACAACCAAAUCCACCUAAACAGAAAAGUCCGCCUAAAAAAGUUGAUGCAAAAUUGAGUACACAUAUGCAAAGUGUUGAGGUAUUUAAAUGA